GCUUGUAAAUGCGAGAGGAACUAAUUACAGCACUCGAAAGUCUUCGUACGGAACGUUUUACUGUUGCACACACCCUGUGAUCAGCUUUGGUCUAAGCUGACUGUUUCCUGAGCGGUUGUACAUUUUUCUUGGUGAGAGAUGCCAAAGAAGAAGACUGGUGCUCGUAAGAAGGCUGAAAGCCGAAAGGAGCGAGAGAAACAGACCCGAGCCAACAAAGAUAAUGUCGAUGUGGCUAAACACCCGUGCAACUUCGCCAUGGAAUGUGAUAAAUGUCAAAGGCGGCAAAAGAACAGAGCAUUCUGCUAUUUCUGCUCGUCAGUGCAGAAACUUCCCAUGUGUGCACAGUGUGGCAAAACAAAAUGUAUGAAGUCUUCAGACUGUGUCGUCAAACAUCCUGGCGUUCACAGCACCGGAAUGGGGAUGGUGGGGGCCAUCUGCGAUUUCUGUGAAGCCUGGGUGUGCCAUGGCAGGAAAUGCCUAAGUACCCAUGCCUGCUCUUGCCCCCUUGUAGAUGCAGACUGCAUUGAAUGCGACCGCAAUGUGUGGGAACAUGGUGGUCGAAUUUUCCGUUGCUCUUUUUGCCACAAUUUUUUGUGCGAGGAUGAUCAGUUUGAGCACCAGGCGAGCUGUCAAGUGUUGGAGGCUGAGACUUAUAAAUGCUUAUCCUGCAAUCGACUUGGUCAGUACUCUUGUUUACGAUGCAAGGUGUGUUUCUGCGACGAUCAUGCCCGAAGCAAAGUAUUCAAACAAGAGAAAGGCAAGGCUCCACCGUGCCCAAAGUGUGGACAUGAAACUCAGGAGACCAAAGAUCUGAGCAUGUCCACUCGAAACCAUAAAUUUGGUCGUCAAAGUGGCACUGAUGAGGAUGGAGCAUCAGGAUACAGCUCGUACUGGAAAAAUGUAGAAUGUGGAGCAGGAGACGAUGAUGACAUCGAGGAUGACUAUGACUUUGAUGAUGAAGAGGAAGACAACGAUGAGGAGGUGGAGGAUGAUGAUGAUGACGAAGAGGAGGAAGAUGAUGCUGAGGUUGAGAACUCGCUGUCAAAUCUCAGCUUGGAAGCCACCUGUGGAAAGACUUCAUAGAAAUGGAAAAAAAGAUUUUGUGUUUGAGAUUGUGCAGGUUUAGACCCAAAGUGUGACUCAGAGUUUAAAAAGUGAGUUUAACAUUGUCAGAUCUAACUAUUUGUGUCUACAUUUUAAGACAUCAUUUUGAAAUUCAGAUAUAUCUGAAGUAAUAUUUUUAAAAGUAAGUUUUGUGUCAUUUUUCAUGGUUACCUCAGAAAACCUGGGAAUAUAAAUUGAGAUUUCGUGGCCUGGAAACGAAUGUCAAUGAAUAAAACUUCAAGUAAAAAAAGUCUCUAACGUUAUGUGACCGAUUUCAUUGACAUAUUUUCCUAAAGAAAAAAAACCCCACUUGGAGCAGUGUUUUCAAAUGACGUCAGUUUUGGGCGGGGACACCAGUUGGUAUACGAGGGUUUUUAACGAAGUGCACAAUGCCAUGUAAUCUUAUCUAAAUAUAUAUUGUUCAAAAAUAUGUUACUAUUAAUAAUAAUCUUACUAAGAUUAAUAUAUUACAUAUGAAUAUUUGAAAGUAGUUACACUAUUGAUCUAUGAAGUGAUUCGUGGUUUUCAGAUGCUAUCGUGUGCAUUAUAUGGUCAAAUAAACUACGAAACACUUUCGUCAACUAGUUUUUCCUCACAGGUGUCUGAAAAUACUCGCCAUUAUAACGCCCAAAAUAAAUGAUACACAGAGUGUUCAUACUGCCAAGUGAUCAUUCACAUUGUAUAAAAGUGAAAGAGGUUCAGUCGACGGGCUGGGCGGUCUGUCAGUGUGCGUGGAUUUCACUAGCAGAUCAGGGGUAGACGAGACGGGUUCAAUGUGCGCUCGCGGAGGAAUAAUGUAUAGAAGAAUAUCUCGCUGGAGUAAUAAAUAGGAUUUAACACAUUCAAUGACACACUUCAAGGAAUUUUGCAUAAGGAAAACAUGUGAAUUGUAUGCAGCUCUCGUGGUUGGCCUACCAACGAUCUGGGUUCGAUGAUUCUUAUGACCAUCUGCUUCGCAAUAAUCGUAGGAUUUAGGAACAAACCACCAAAACUAAAAACAAUGCUGUCUAAGUGCUCUGUUGCCUGUGGCUGACAGUCAUGAAAUGCAGGCUCUGAAAGACCUCCAGAAUGCUCUAAACCAGACAAGAGCUGUGUUUGAA
Triplophysa rosa is the source of this 2204-nucleotide messenger RNA. It is a transcript of the gene noazfp, whose product is annotated as zinc finger protein 330. Lineage: Eukaryota; Metazoa; Chordata; Actinopteri; Cypriniformes; Nemacheilidae. Gene Ontology annotation, cellular component: nucleus. Gene Ontology annotation, molecular function: zinc ion binding. The transcript is spliced from 11 exons. The coding region runs from base 139 to 1083 and encodes 314 amino acids. The record is from RefSeq and is a predicted model, not a curated record.